Messenger RNA from Cicer arietinum (chickpea), 2300 nucleotides. The record is from RefSeq and is a predicted model, not a curated record. Lineage: Eukaryota; Viridiplantae; Streptophyta; Magnoliopsida; Fabales; Fabaceae.
AUGUUUAAAAUAUUGGCUCCGGUUAGUUUGGGUUUCUUGAAAUCGAUGAAAAGUGCAGCAAACGUGGCUGUUGCUAAUUUGCUGUCCUUUUUAUUAGUAAAAUUGAGAAUCCGUGAAAAGAAGAAAAGUUUAAAAAUUUCUCUGGAAGUGGAGAAAUAUGAUAUCGGUAUACAAGUUAUGAAGCUUACAUUGAUUAUGACUGUGCGGUCUUUGGCAGCAGAAUCUGAUAGGGCAUAUCAAAAUGGUCCUCUUGAGCAUACAUUUAACCAAGUAGCCUCCCUAAUACCCAAAGGAGAUGUAGAUAUCAGUUUGUCCAGUUUUGAAUCAGCUAACCAGUAUACUAGCAGGUUAGACUGGUUUACCGUUGAUCUUGAAGGUGAACAUUCUGCCAUGGAUGCUGAUAUUCUUGAAGAACACGCUAAAUAUGUUGUAUAUGCUAUACACAAGAUUUUGGACCAAUAUAAUGUGUCUUAUGAUGCUCGAACAAGAGACGGUGCUGCAAAUUCUGGGAGUUCGCCAAAAAGUGUGAUAUUGGUUGGUCAUUCUAUGGGUGGUUUUGUUGCUAGAGCUGCUGUUAUUCAUCCCCAUCUUAGGAAAUCAGCAGUUCAAACUAUUCUUACACUUUCAUUCCCACAUCAAUCACCUCCUGUGGCAUUGCAGCCUUCCUUGGGUCAUUAUUUUGCACGUGUAAAUUCAAAAUGGAGAGAAGGAUACGAGGUUCAAACCACUAACACAGGACGAUAUGUGUCAGGUCCAGUACUCUCUGAUGUUGUUGUUGUAUCUAUUUCUGGUGCAUAUACUGAUUACCAGGUACGAUCAACGUUAGCGUCGCUUGAUAAUAUUGUACCACCAACACAUGGCUUCAUGAUCAGCAGUACAGGCAUGAAUAAUGUGUGGUUGUCAAUGGAACAUCAGGCUAUAUUGUGGUGCAAUCAGUUAGUUGCCCAGGUAUCACACACACUUCUUAGUUUGAUAGAUGCCAUAACUGGACAACCUUUUUCUGAUUCUCCGAAGAGACUUGCAGUUUUUGCAAGAAUGUUGCAUAGUGGAAUAUCACAUAAUUUCAACCGGAUGAUGCAAUUGCCCUCUUCUAAACAGUCGAUAAACAUUCCUGUCCAGAAUACAAAAGACGCCUCUGAAUUGAGGGGUCACACAAUUGUGACUAGCACUAGUGUCUACCAUUAUCAUUAUGCAUUCGCCUUUCACCAUUCCCUGCAAACGCAAGGUUCAAAUGGAAAAAGUCAUUUUGUGUUAGUGACCAAUCUUGAGCCAUGUUCUGGAAUCAGACUUCAUUUGUGGCCUGAAAAUGGGAAAUCAGCAUCAAGUUUGCCUCUCACUGAUAGGGUUAUGGAAGUGACAUCAAAGAUGAUGCGUAUUCCCUUAGGUCCAGCAACACGGCAGCUUGAAUCUGGCAGUCAAACCGAGCAACCUCCUCCAUCUGCUGUAUUUUGGUUAGGACCUGAAAAUAUGCAUGGCUUCAGAUUUUUAACUAUCUCCGUUGCACCUCGUCCGGUACAAUAUCAAAAUUAUGUAUUUGUGAUUAUUAUUUAUUUUUCAUACAAGUCAUUUGCUCACAGAUAUAGGUUGGUAUUUCAGGGCUCUGCAAAUUUUCCAUCUGUUGCACUUGCUUGGGAUGAUAUAGCUGGAUUUCAUAUAUAUCCAAAUUUGAACAGUGAAACUAUUUUUGUUGAUUCCUCACCAGCACAGUGGAGUUCCCCUCAGCAAUCUGAAAAAACGGUGGUUCUUCUGCUGGUUGACCCACAUUGUUCUUAUAAAAGUAGCAUUUCAAUAUCUGUUAGUGUUGCUGCAAGUAGACUUCUACUAUUGUAUAUUUAUUUAAUGUUGUUUAUGCAGAUUAUUGGUCUCUCUAUUGCCGUUGUUUUCUUUGCUCUAAUGCAGCAAGCACAUUCUUGGGAUCUUAAUCAACGGAUUCCAUCAAUGUUGACUGAUGUCGAGUUCAAUUUGACACUAAUGUCUCGUUUGUUUCCCCUAGCCGUUGUACCCAUUAUCAUUGCCUUAUUCAUUUCCUUCUCUAUGUCUCAACCAUUCCUUCAAUUUGCUAGCUUCACUAGCAUCACUCUAAUUUGUUAUAUCAUUGCAAAUGACUUUAUAGCCAUUCUAAUUUUGAUAUCUUGGUAUUCUUUGUGGUUGCUGUUACACAUAUUUGCAUCAAGACAAGGUUAGUAGAUUGAUAGUUACCACCCCAAAUUGUGCAUACUGAUACAUGUCUUCUAAAGUCGAGCGGAGUAGCCAUGAUUUUAAUAGCAAUUUGAUUUAGUGAAUCACAUUUUCGGCGAAUA